AGCGCCGGCAGCCGGGCCCCGCCGUGGGUCGGGGGCGGCCCAGCGCUAAGGCCCUCCCGGUGUCCCCCCGGUGUCCCCCCGGUGUCCCCCGGUGUCCCCCGGUGUCCCCCCGGUGUCCCCCCGGUGUCCCCCGGGGCGGCCCCACCGCUCCGGCGCUGUCCGUGGUGCUGGUGGCCCCGCCGGGGCGGGAGGCGCGCCCGGGACCUGCCGGGGGGCGGCCGCAUGAUCCGCAUCCCACAUGACACAGAAAGGAGCUGGGCAGCGGCCACCCUGCGAAACGUCAUCUUUUCCUCCGGUGCAGAAGAGGGGUGGAACACCCCGUCCUUCCCCUCUGGUGGAUUUGCGAACAGCCGGGCAGAGGCAGCUGCAGCCCUGGAGGUACCCAUGGUUCCCAGUAUGACCGGGACCUUCCCAGACAUGGCUUCACCUGGGAUAACCAUCAGAGCAAAGAGGAGACCAGUGCCUCUGGGAUUAUGCUUUGGAGCAGGGGAGAGGGUGAGAAUUUCCAAGAGAUGGGCAGAGAAACCAGCCAGGCAUGAGAUUCACCACUGCUUAUCUGUCAACACCCACCAUGGCAAAGCAGCCCUGCCUGAGCAAAAGAUGUAGCCGAGUUUUCUCACAGCAUGGAUAACAGCAGUGAUCCUGUUCUCUUUACCUUGCUCCUGCUGCAGAAUAUGAGCAGCCCCAAAGCCUCCGCCCCUCCUGCUGGCUAUGACAUGGCAGAACCUCCAGCCCCGGGAGCCGGCCCCAGCAGGAACCACUCUCUGGUAGAAUAUCGGCUGAGGCCUGGGGAAAUCGCAGCUGCCAGCGUGGUUUGGGGAGUGCUGUGGCUGAUCUCUGUCUUGGGAAACUUCCUCGUUUGCUUAGUGAUUCACAGGAGCAGGAGGACGCAGUCCACCACCAACUACUUUGUGGUGUCCAUGGCCUGUGCUGACCUCGUGAGCAGUGUGGGGAGUGCGCCCUUCCUGCUGCUGCAGCUGAGCUCCGGGCGGUGGGUGCUGGGCAGCGGGGUGUGCCGGCUGGUCAGGUACAUCCAGUACCUCACACCUGGGGUCCAGAUCUACAUGCUCCUUGCCAUCAGUGUGGAUCGAUUCUACACCAUUGUCUACCCCCUGAGCUUCAAAGUGUCCAGGGGGAAAGCCAAAAAAAUGAUUUUGGCCUCCUGGCUCUGUGGCGCUCUGUUUGCAUCACCGGCCUACUUCCUCUAUGGCUCUAGCAGCAACCACCACUGCAACUUUUUUCUCCCCAGUUCUUGGCAAGGAUCUGCCUACAGUAUCAUCCAUCUCCUCUUGGUAUUUAUGAUCCCAUCUCUCUUCAUUAUCAUUUUUUACCAGAAAGUCAUUAAGUACAUUUGGAGAAUAGGCACAGAUGGAAUGACUGUCAGGAGAACAACAAAUAUUGUUCCAAGAACAAAAGUGAAAACCAUCAAGAUGUUCUUAAUGUUAAACUUGAUAUUUCUCUCAUCCUGGCUGCCUUUCUUCGUGGUACAGUUGUGGCACCCACAGGAAACAGACUACAGAAAGAGCUCCUUGCUUUUCCUGGCCAUCACCUGGAUCUCUUUCAGUUCCUCAUCCUCUAAGCCAACACUCUAUUCCAUCUAUAAUGCGAACUUCAGAAGAGGGAUGAAAGAAACUUUUUGCAUGUCUGCCAUGAAAUGCUACAGAAGCAAUGCAUACACCAUCACCACCAGUUCCAGGAUAGCCAAAAAAAAUCACGUUGGUAUUGCAGAUAUUCCAGCUACAGCCAAAAGUGCCACCAAAGACUUCACCUAUGAUGCUUUUAACAGAGAAGCCAAGGAAAGAAAGCUUGCCUGGCCUAUUCCGUCCAAUCCCCCAAAUACUUUUGUCUAGUGGGCUGCAUUGUUUUUAAAAGUUACUCUGUACCCCGAGAAGAAGGAAUUUUCUCUCCUUUGCAUCCAAUGUAUAGCUACAUAUUUUUAACCUAGUUUUUUGUGGGGUGGGGGGAGAGGGGGCAGAAAAGAGAUGUUUUAUUUUAUUAAAUGCCUUGGGUUUGA
This is a messenger RNA of Taeniopygia guttata (zebra finch), 2014 nucleotides long. RefSeq names its product probable G-protein coupled receptor 19. Gene Ontology annotation, cellular component: plasma membrane. Gene Ontology annotation, molecular function: G protein-coupled receptor activity; peptide binding. The record is from RefSeq and is a predicted model, not a curated record. Gene Ontology annotation, biological process: G protein-coupled receptor signaling pathway; cellular response to hormone stimulus. Lineage: Eukaryota; Metazoa; Chordata; Aves; Passeriformes; Estrildidae.